Messenger RNA from Danio rerio (zebrafish), 1003 nucleotides. NCBI's taxonomy places the organism in Eukaryota, Metazoa, Chordata, Actinopteri, Cypriniformes, Danionidae. The record is from RefSeq and is a predicted model, not a curated record.
UUAUUAUUAUAAAUUAGUAAUCAGUUUACUCCUGCAAUUCUGAUGGAAGUUUCUGCUUUCAGCUCAUUGCAUUAGAUCCAGAUUUAAAGGAUUCGAGUCAUUUAUUUGAUCCGUUUCACACCAGACAAUGCAAGUAAAUCUCCCUGCUGUUUUUCUGUGUUUCAGGAUCUAGGGUGGGUCUUUUUGAAGUGAAAGACCUGAUUGGAGAAGGAAGUUAUGGCAAGGUGUAUCUGGGAUCUCACGUAUUUAAUGAGAGAACAAAGGUUGCCCUGAAGUACAUCAAGAAGCGUAAACAGGACCGUUAUCUCGACGUUGAUGGUCAUUCCAAACCUGUGCUUGCAGAAGUGGCAAUCAUGCUUAAGUUGAUGAAGGACCCACCUUGUCCCAGCAUCAUCACAUUACACCACUGGAUUAAGAAUAAGAACGACUUCGUUCUCUUUCUGGAGUACGCCGAGUCAUCCCAGAUUUUGGCUUAUUAUCUCAGAAGUUCAUUGGACAUUGAUGAAAACCACGCACGCCGGUUAAUGUGUCAGUUGAUCCAAGCUGUCAAGUUCUGCGCUGAGCGUGGAGUUUUCCAUGGAGAUAUCCACUCGGGGAACAUCCUGGUGACUCAACCCCGAUCAGAGCUCAAACUGAUUGACUUUGGUUGUGCUCGGCUAAUUACCAGCGAGCCUUUCAACAGCAGUGAUUAUCGAGGAGCCUUACUUUACACACCGCCUGAGGUUCUGAGGGAUCCCACAUUCUUUCCUAACCCGGCAUACGUCUGGACAUUAGGCCUCAUCCUGUAUGAAAUAUUGCAUACCCGAUUGGCCUUUUACGACACGCAUUCGAUAAUCGUUGGAGACCUCCAGACAGACCUCACCUUAUCUUUAGAUUGCCUGGACCUGAUUUCCCAGUGUUUGGUCCGCAAUCCAGAGAAGCGACUGCAGUUACAUCAGUUAGAAGAGCACCGGUGGUUCAAUCCAACGAGCCCAAAUCCUGUGCAGCAGUGAGACAAGAGGAG